AUGCAAUACGUCAUCAAGAAGUUUCUUCUUCGCCGUACUGCCGUCCGCGCCAUCACUGCAUCGCCUUCCAAGGCUUUCCUUGCGAAGCCCCGAUCCAUCAACACCGCCACACCCUCUGCCUUCCGUCUAAGACAACAGCAAUGGUCAAUAUCAUCUUUCCAGAGACGAUUCGCUAGCGAUGAAGCUGCAAAGACAGAGCAGGCUGAGGCUGCCGCCGCCGACACCCCAGAGAACUUUGCGCAGACAGCCGCUGAGGCACCCGUCGAGGAGAACUUGACACCGGCUCAGCAAGAAGUGCAAGCCGAGCCCACCGACGCCUCUGCUACCGUUGGUGUCGACGCGCUAGAUGCUGCCGUUGAACACGCAGACAAAGGCAGGACGUUUAAGAAGUCACGGACUACACCCCCCAACAACAUGCUAUACAUUGGCAACCUGUACUACGAAGUCACUGCAGAGCAACUGAAGCGCGUCUUUUCCAAGUUUGGCGAUGUUGAGAGCACCAGGAUUGUCUACGACAACCGAGGCCUAAGCAGAGGCUUCGGAUAUGUCGAAUUCAAGAACGUCUCGGAUGCGCAAGCUGCUCUUGACAACCUCGACAUGCAGGUCUUCGAAGGCCGCAACCUGGUCGUCCAGUUCCACCAAGCCAAGCCCAACUCCAGGACCCGCAACACGAGCACAAACAAAUUCGAGGCCAACCCUCCUUCCAAGACACUGUUCAUUGGCAACAUGUCUUUCGAGAUGUCAGACAAGGACCUCAACGACCUCUUCCGCGAUGUUCGCAACGUCAUGGAUGUCCGUGUGGCCAUUGACAGGAGGACCGGCCAGCCCAGAGGCUUUGCUCACGCAGACUUCAUCGAUGUUGCUAGCGCCACCAAGGCCAGGGAGGUUCUGAAGGAGAAGACCAUCUACGGCAGGCAACUCCGCGUCGACUUCAGCAAAUCUGGCACGGAACAACAGCGCAGCAAGCGUUCCGACUCUACCCAGGAGUAA
Alternaria postmessia is the source of this 990-nucleotide messenger RNA. RefSeq lists its product as uncharacterized. NCBI's taxonomy places the organism in Eukaryota, Fungi, Ascomycota, Dothideomycetes, Pleosporales, Pleosporaceae. The transcript is spliced from 3 exons. Bases 1 to 990 code for a protein of 329 amino acids. Gene Ontology annotation, molecular function: RNA binding. The record is from RefSeq and is a predicted model, not a curated record.